Molecule: messenger RNA, 2524 nt
Organism: Brassicogethes aeneus
Lineage: Eukaryota; Metazoa; Arthropoda; Insecta; Coleoptera; Nitidulidae
Source: the annotation of a GenBank genome assembly
AUUUUGUAAGAAUUUCGAAAAUUCUCUCUUAUACUUCUUACAAAAUCACAGGGGUUUUCAAAAUUCUUACAAAAUCCUAAAGAAAGCCAAAUAUUCUUAUAAUCCUUUUAAAAUUACAAGAAUUCUUUAAAUUCUUACAAAAUCCUAAAAAAGGACAAAUAAUCUAACAAUCUUAUAAUUCUUUUAAAAUCACAAUUAUUUUUUAAAUUCUUACAAGAUCCUAAUUAAAGCCAAAUUAUCUUACAAAAUCCUAAAGAAUGCCAAAUAAUUUUACAAAUCAUACAGAAUCUUAUAAUAUUUGGACUCCUAUAGGAUUUGUAAGAUUAUUUAGCCUUCAUAGAAUUUUGAAAGAAUUUCGAAAAUUCUCUCUUAUAAUCCUUACAAAAUCACAAGGGCUUUUAAAAUUCUUACAAAAUCCUCAAGAAAGCCAAAUAUUCUUACAAAUUCUAAAGAAGCCAACAUAAUUUUGCAAAUCGCAAAGAACCUUAUAAUCCUUACAAAAUCACGAGGGUUUUUGAAAUCCUUACAAAUUCCUAAAGAAGUCCAAAUUAUCUAGUAGUAGUAGUAUUUAUUUUAUGUUAAAAUUAGAAAACUUAUAAGGUUGCUAUACCAAUAAAAACCCAUGUAGUUUGAUUUUAUCGAAAUUGAUUUUUUCCUAUUAAAAUAAAACUAUGUAUUUUUAUGGUAAACCAUAUUGUUGUUUUUAAUUAAUUUAUUCUAGAUAUAAACUAUACGAGUAUACAGGUAGGUAAUAAUACUAUAUGAUAAUACUUUUACUGUACUUUAAUUUUAGGCCAUAUCUUGUUACUAAUGAGUUCGACUUAAUAGCAAAAAAUAAUUACAUUUCUUUAUCAAACGUUUAGCAAAGUAGGUACAAUGUUUUUUGGUAUUCUGGUCGCUAUAUUGUCCGCGGUAUUAGUUGUAUAUGUGUAUUUUAAAGUUUUUUUGUACACGUAUUGGGACAAUUUUAAUGUGGAGACGAUAGAGCCUACAUUUCCGUUUGGCAGCAUCUUUAAAAUAUUCACAGGACAUUUUUCUCUGAGUGGGUGUGUUAGAGAGUUUUACGAAAAAUGCAAUGGCAAAUUUGCUGGGAUAUAUUUCGUAACAUCGCCCGCAAUUUUUAUAAAAGAUCCAGAACUAGUGAAACUGAUACUUGUAAAAGACUUCAACUCUUUCACCGAUACAGGGCUUUAUUUGGAUGAAAAAAAAGAGCCAACGUCUGGUCAUUUGUUUAGAUUGAAAGGGGAAAGAUGGCGGACCAUCCGCAACAAAUUGACGCCCGCUUUCACAGUAGGAAAACUUAAAGGCAUGUUUACCACAAUCACUGACGUGGCAGAUCAACUGAAAAUCCAUCUAAGUGAAGAAUGCGAUGGACAAAAUAUUGAUGUUUCCGACUUAACAACUAGAUAUAGCGCCGAUAUAAUAGCCUCGACUAUUUUUGGCCUGGAAAACAACUCUUUCAAAGACAAAAACAACGACUUCAUUUUAAUGGCGAAGGACCUAUUCGUAUCUGAGAGUUUUCUGCGUAUCUGCAAGGGUGCUCUGCAAGUUUUUUUCCCGACAAUUUUGUCCUACUUUCACCCCGAAACUGUCAAAAAUGCACAGGAUAAGUUCAUAUAUCACAUGGUUAAAAAUGUUAUCGAAUAUAGGGAGAAAAAUAAAGUCACCAGAGCCGAUUUGAUGCAGCUUUUAAUGCAGCUGAAGAACAAGGGGAAAAUCAGUGAUGAAGAUAAAGAAAACGAUUUGUCUGUUUUUGAUGAAAAGACAAAUAAUGAAGUGACCCUGUCUUUAAACGAAAUAGCUGCACAAGCAUACACUUUUUUUUUCGCUGGCUAUGAAACCACAUCAACCACGUUAAGUUUACUUUUAUAUGAAUGUGCUAUAAACCAACAUUUACAAAAAAAUAUACAGAAAAAUAUCGAUGAAGUUCUGGAUAAAUAUAAUGGUGCCAUUACUUAUGAAUCUGUAUCUGAAAUGGAGUACCUUGACAGAGCCAUAUCAGAAACUCUAAGAAAAUACCCACCUUUAUCGUUCUUGGCCAGGGUAGCUACAAAGGAUUACGUAAUACCAGAUACUAAAGUAACCAUUAAAAAAGACAUGAGGGUAUUAAUUUGCGUUGACGGCCUUCAAAACGACCCUAAAUACUUCCCUGUACCCAACAAAUUUGACCCGGACCGAUUUUUGCCUUCUGAAGUGUCAAAGAGGCCGCAAUUCUCCUACCUACCCUUCAGUGAAGGACCUAGGACGUGCAUUGGUAAAAGAAUUGGUAAAAUUAAAAUAGCGGUUGGGAUGGCGAUGAUGUUGAGGAAUUUCAACUUCGACAUUUGCAAAAAUACCGAAUUUCCUAUCAAAUUUAACAAAAUGUCUUUUUUGAUUCAAGCGCAGAAACCGAUUGUCUUAAACAUAACCAAAAGAGUGGAGGAAAAAGAAUAACCUAUCUAUGUAUUGUAGUAUUGGGGGUUUAAAAAUAAAAUAUAUUGUGUGUUUGGGUUUUCUUGUAAUCCUUACAAAAUCCAAAAAAGUU